This is a messenger RNA of Siniperca chuatsi (mandarin fish), 852 nucleotides long. It is a transcript of the gene ccl20b, whose product is annotated as chemokine (C-C motif) ligand 20b. NCBI's taxonomy places the organism in Eukaryota, Metazoa, Chordata, Actinopteri, Centrarchiformes, Sinipercidae. Gene Ontology annotation, biological process: neutrophil chemotaxis; cellular response to interleukin-1; positive regulation of GTPase activity. Gene Ontology annotation, cellular component: extracellular region. Gene Ontology annotation, molecular function: CCR chemokine receptor binding; chemokine activity. The record is from RefSeq and is a predicted model, not a curated record. The coding region runs from base 111 to 437 and encodes 108 amino acids. The transcript is spliced from 4 exons.
GCACCUGUCACACUCUCACUGAAUGCCUUCAGGAACUUUACACCACUUAAGCUACUACAGCCUCACACACUGACACAGACCGGCAGAGCAAGCACACCAACUGUAGAACCAUGGCAAUCAGCAAAGUGUGUCUCAUGGCAGCCCUGUGCUCUCUCGUAAUCCUCACCACCUUUAUUGGCAGCACACAGUCAGCGAGCUGCUGCCUGAGGUACACCAAGCGUCAUUUUCCAUGCAAACGGCUGCUGGGCUACACCAUCCAGAACAUCAACACUUCCUGCGACAUCGACGCUGUUAUCUUCCACAUUCCAGGGAGGUUUGUGUGUGCUGACCCUUUAGCCAAGUGGACAAAGAGAGGGGUGGACUGCUUGGAUGAAAGGAAGAGGAAGACCACUGAGAUCCUCAAAGAGGGAACCGGAGGCAACACCACAUCAGCUUAAACUCUAUACCACAGCUAACGUCUGCAGCAUAUGACUCUUCUCUUUAUGCAUUCCUGCAUCCAGUUUGCCAGUGAAAAAUGUUAACUUAAAUACUGUUGUUACCUUACUGUAACAAAGACUAUCGUGUGAUUUUUUUUGUUAAUUUCUUCUUAUAUUUGUUCUGUUUUAUAAACAGGGAAGCGUAGUAUUCUUAAUACAUAGUAAACUGUAAGCUGUAGCUACAGUGCAUCAACACAAUAAAAAAAAGAACACAUUGUUUUCGAAAAGUAUUGCAAUAUUUUUGUAAAUUCUGUGUUGACAUUUACCAACUCUGACAUUUUGAGGUCAGAGAUGGAGUAUGAAACAGUCUUCUCAAAAAGUUUUGAUUGUAAUUGCUAUUGUCAAAGAAUUUUAUUAAAACAGAUGUUUAAGAAUA